Anneissia japonica is the source of this 730-nucleotide messenger RNA. RefSeq lists its product as uncharacterized. The record is from RefSeq and is a predicted model, not a curated record. The coding region runs from base 20 to 730 and encodes 236 amino acids. The transcript is spliced from 2 exons. NCBI's taxonomy places the organism in Eukaryota, Metazoa, Echinodermata, Crinoidea, Comatulida, Comatulidae.
CAGAAAGCCAACACAACGUAUGAAAGACCGAUUUAGAGACUUUCUCGUAAAACUUAGUGGAGACUUUUCUGGUGUAAGCGUCUUUUGGUUGCGAUGUCUCUUAUUUGAUCACAUAGAUAUCGGGGUGUUAGCACGUAAAACAAAUGAUGGAAUUGGUCUAUUUAAUGAACUCUGGUACAUAGAUGAAAUAUCUUGUAAUGAUGUAGAUCUUUUGUCAGAAAUUGCCGAACUGACGAAAAAUAAGUCUGCAAUAACUCAUGUAAAUGAGUAUAAAGAUAAGGCUAUUAAAGAAUAUGUCCCAAUCACUAAGCGAAAGCAAUUGACACAAUAUAGAAAGAAUCUGUUCAGAGCAUUGAAAUUAGAAGUAGAAGACAAAUUAGAGUUCUUAGCUAACAGCUACCAACAACAUUAUAGUGACUUUAAAAACAUCUGGGAUCUAGUUUUCUUUUUGGAGAAAGACGAACAGUUGGAAGACAAACCAGACAAAAUAAAGAGGUUUGGAAAUCUUCUGAACCAAAAAGCAAAACGUGCUUUUCUAGAUGGGUUGGUUACAACUUCUAGAAAGAGGAAAGGUAUUAUCACAUUAUCAACAGCUUCAUUACUAUCACCACCACCACCACCAUCAUCAUCAUCCUUAUAUUAUUUAAUUUUGUAUUUAUUUCUUUCUUUGUUUUUUCUUCAAACAUACAUUAACAUCAUGAACAUUUCAUUACAUGUCAAUAAACAUUAA